GCUCCCGCGUAGCCCGUCUGGCAGCCCCGGCCUCUCCUUCCCUUACCUGCCUGCCUGCUGCGGCGACCACUCGCGCAGACAUCCUCGAACUUUAAAAACGGAGACGAUCUGCUUUUAGAGGAAAAUGCUGAGGGACGCUAUGAAGUCUUGGAAUGAUAGCCAGUCAGAUCUUUGCAGCACUGAUCACGAAGAGGAAGAAGAGAUGGUUUUUGGUGAAAAUGAAGAUGACUUGGAAGAGAUGAUGGAUUUAAGUGACCUGCCUACCUCACUUUUUGCCUGCAGAGUCCAUGAAGCAGUGUUCGAGGUGCCGGAGCAGAAGGAGAGAUUCGAAGCGCUUUUCACCAUCUAUGAUGACCAAGUUACAUUUCAGUUGUUCAAAAGCUUUAGAAGAGUCCGAAUAAAUUUCAGCAAGCCUGAGGCGGCAGCACGGGCUCGAAUAGAACUCCACGAGACAGACUUCAAUGGGAGGAAGCUGAAGCUGUAUUUCGCACAGGUACAGAUGUCCAGUGAAACACGGGACAAGUCAUAUUUACAGCCGCCCCAGCCUGCCAAGCAGUUCCUCAUCUCCCCUCCUGCGUCACCUCCGGUGGGGUGGAAGCAAGGGGAAGAUGCAACGCCUGUUAUAAAUUAUGAUUUACUCUGUGCUGUUUCCAAAUUGGGACCAGGAGAGAAAUACGAACUUCACGCAGGAACCGAGUCCACACCGAGCGUGGUGGUUCACGUCUGUGAAAGUGAAACUGAAGAGGAAGAAGGAACAAAAAACCCCAAACAGAGAAUCACCCAGACACGGCGCCCAGAGCCUCCGACCGCAGCGCUGGGCGAGCCCCGGGCCUUCGACUGUGCACUUUGA
Molecule: messenger RNA, 850 nt
Organism: Budorcas taxicolor (takin)
Lineage: Eukaryota; Metazoa; Chordata; Mammalia; Artiodactyla; Bovidae
Gene: RCAN3
Product: RCAN family member 3
Exons: 5
Coding region: 125-850 (241 amino acids)
Biological process (GO): calcium-mediated signaling
Cellular component (GO): nucleus; cytoplasm
Molecular function (GO): calcium-dependent protein serine/threonine phosphatase regulator activity; nucleic acid binding
Source: RefSeq, a predicted model, not a curated record